Paramecium tetraurelia is the source of this 1451-nucleotide messenger RNA. RefSeq lists its product as uncharacterized. Lineage: Eukaryota; Ciliophora; Oligohymenophorea; Peniculida; Parameciidae. The transcript has 6 exons. The record is from RefSeq and is a predicted model, not a curated record.
AUGAGGCUGCCGACAAUGAAUCAUGGGCUAUCAGAGACUUUAUUUUAUCAGUUGAAAAAUGCCCAAAUGGAUGUGCUGCUUGCUAGGGUUGAUGAUAAGUCAGAGAACUGUAAUUUCUGGUAAUCUUUCGCUUCCAGUUGGACAGAAUUAGAUUCUAAUAAAUUAGGAGCUGAUGGCUGGGAAGUAACUGGUGGAUUGGCUCAUUCUACAUAAUGUGGACCUGUCGGCAUUUUUGGAGGUCUUGAGAAAAUGAUGAGGGGAGCAGUUGUCAGUAAACUUCUAAAGUUCAAGCCACAUUACAAGCUCAAGAUCAAGGUUCUUUGGGCUAAGUUAGAUUCUUGGGACAACGAGGCUGCUUAAAUCAAAAUUGAUGGAAAGUUAGUAUGGGAGAGAAGAUUCUAAUGGUUUGAGGGUUAUUUUGGUAAGAUAUGUGGUUGCCCAGUAUUUGAAUGGAAAACAAUGUUCGCUAGAACAGAAGUUGAUGUUGAUCAUACUGGUGAACAAGCUAAGUUUGAAUUCACUUCAACUCUUGAUGAAGUAGGAAAUGAAUCUGUUGGUAUGAGAGAUUUGUACAUCUUCUAUGCUGCUUGUGCUGAUAACUGUGCUGAGUGUACAGGACCAAAGGAUUCUGAUUGCAAAAAAUGUGCCAACAAUUGGGCUUUGGUUGGAGGCAAAUGUCAAGCCUUACCAAACUUUGUUCUUUUGGAACAAUCUUUCUUGGAAGAUAAAUUCACAGGAAUCAACGGUUGGGUUCUAACAGGCAACAAGGCAGGAAAAACAGUUAGUGAAUGCAAUGGUAAAUCAAUGGUUGGAGGAUUUGAUAUUAUGGGUAUUGGUGCUAAGGCUACCAAAACAUUUGAUAUUCCACCACACAAGAGACUUAGAUUGUAAUCAACAAUCUAUAAGAUUGACUCUUGGGAUGGAGAAUUCAUGAUUGUUAAGGUCGAUGGCACUGAAGUAUGGAAGACAUCUUGGAAUCUUUAAACUGGAGGUGCCAACAUCUGUGGAUAAGGUGUUUGGUGGGAUGGUUUCACUAGUAUUGAUGAAAUCUUCAAUCAUCAAGCUCCAAAGGCUGAAAUCAUAUAUACAUCCACUUUGGAUCAAGAUGCCAUAGAUGAAUCAUGGGGUUUCAGAGACUUCAAAUUAUGGUAUGAACCAAAGGAGGCCUGUGCAAUCUUCUACAGUGAAUGUGAUUUUAAGGGAGCUUCAUUUGAAUUUUGUUCAAAAUCACCAAACUUCUAGUCAGACAACAUUCCUCCACAAAUUAGAUCCAUCAAGAUUCCACCAUAAGGAAGAGUCACUUUAUAUGAGAAUACCGAUUACAAUGGAAAGAAGGUCACUUAUACAACAGAUCAAACCUGUAUCCAAAACUUCGAUUUUUCAUUGAUUCAAAUGAGUGGACAUAUCGAAGGAGGCUGGAUUGAAGUAGAAUAAUGAUCUAUUAUAUACAU